Molecule: messenger RNA, 7173 nt
Organism: Acanthosepion pharaonis
Lineage: Eukaryota; Metazoa; Mollusca; Cephalopoda; Sepiida; Sepiidae
Source: the annotation of a GenBank genome assembly
AUGUCUUCUAUAGCAUGUGAUUGUCUAUGCAUUCUGUCUUUGGCACUUGUGUGUGUGUGCGUGUGUCUCUCGCUCUCUCUAUCUGUAUAUGUAUAUAACACUCUGUGUCUUUUUCGGUCUCUCUCUGUCUUUUUUGGUCUCUCUCUCUCUCUCUGUCUUUUUUGGUCUCUCUCUCUCUCUGUCUUUUUUGGUCUCUCUCUCUCUCUCUGUCUUUUUUGGUCUCUCUCUCUCUCUGUCUUUUUUGGUCUCUCUCUCUCUCUGUCUUUUUUGGUCUCUCUCUCUCUCUCUCUUUUUGGUCUCUCUCUCUCUCUCUGUCUUUUUUGGUCUCUCUCUCUCUCUCUGUCUUUUUGGUCUCUCUCUCUCUCUGUGUUUUUUUGGUCUCUCUCUCUGUCUUUUUGGUCUCUCUCUCUGUCUUUUUUUUGGUCUCUCUCUCUGUCUUUUUUUCUCUCUCUCUGUCUUUUUUUCUCUCUCUCUGUCUUUUUUUCUCUCUCUCUGUCUUUUUUUCUCUCUCUCUGUCUUUUUUUCUCUCUCUCUGUCUUUUUGGUCUCUCUCUCUGUCUUUUUUGGUCUCUCUCUCUGUCUUUUUUGGUCUCUCUCUCUGUCUUUUUUGGUCUCUCUCUCUGUCUUUUUUGGUCUCUCUCUCUGUCUUUUUUGGUCUCUCUCUCUGUCUUUUUUUUUUCUCUCUCUCUGUCUUUUUUUGGUCUCUCUCUCUGUCUUUUUUUUGUCUCUCUCUCUGUCUUUUUGGUCUCUCUCUCUGUCUUUUUUGUCUCUCUCUCUGUCUUUUUGGUCUCUCUCUCUGUCUUUUUGGUCUCUCUCUCUCUUUUUUUCUCUCUCUCUCUCUGUUUUUCUCUCUCUCUCUCUCUGUGUCUUUUUCGGUCUCUCUCUCUCUCUGUGUCUUUUUCGGUCUCUCUCUCUCUCUGUCUUUUUCGGUCUCUCUCUCUCUCUGUGUCUUUUUCGGUCUCUCUCUCUCUCUCUUUUUCGGUCUCUCUCUCUCUCUUUUUCGGUCUCUCUCUCUCUCUUUUUCGGUCUCUCUCUCUCUCUUUUUCGGUCUCUCUCUCUCUCUCUUUUUCGGUCUCUCUCUCUCUCUUUCUCUCUUUUUGGUCUCUCUCUCUCUCUCUUUUCGGUCUCUCUCUCUCUCUUUUUUUCUCUCUCUCUCUCUUCUUUUUCUCUCUCUCUCUCUCUCUCUUUUUUGGUCUCUCUCUCUCUGUCUUUUUGGUCUCUCUCUCUCUUUUUUUCGGUCUCUCUCUCUCUCUGUCUUUUCUUUUCUCUCUCUCUCUGUCUUUUUCGGUCUCUCUCUCUCUCUGUCUUUUCAGGUCUCUCUCUCUCUCUGUCUUUUGGUCUCUCUCUCUCUCUCUCUCUCUUUUUCGGUCUCUCUCUCUCUCUGUCUUUUUCGGUCUCUCUCUCUCUCUGUCUUUUUCGGUCUCUCUCUCUCUCUGUCUUUUUCGGUCUCUCUCUCUCUCUGUCUUUUUCUGUCUCUCUCUGUCUUUUUGGUCUCUCUCUGUCUUUUUCGGUCUCUCUCUGUCUUUUUCUCUCUCUGUCUUUUUUUUCGGUCUCUCUCUGUCUUUUUCGGUCUCUCUCUGUCUUUUUCGGUCUCUCUCUGUCUUUUUCGGUCUCUCUCUGUCUUUUUCGGUCUCUCUCUGUCUUUUUUUUUCUCUCUCUCUCUUUUUUUCGGUCUCUCUCUGUCUUUUUUCGGUCUCUCUCUGUCUUUUCGGUCUCUCUCUCUUUUUUUUUGGUCUCUCUCUGUCUUUUCGGUCUCUCUCUGUCUUUUUCGGUCUCUCUCUGUCUUUUUCGGUCUCUCUCUGUCUUUUUCGGUCUCUCUCUGUCUUUUUCGGUCUCUCUCUGUCUUUUUCGGUCUCUCUCUGUCUUUUUCGGUCUCUCUCUGUCUUUUUCGGUCUCUCUCUGUCUUUUUUUUCUCUCUCUGUCUUUUUCGGUCUCUCUCUGUCUUUUUUCGGUCUCUCUCUGUCUUUUUCUGGUCUCUCUCUGUCUUUUUUCGGUCUCUCUCUGUCUUUUUGGUCUCUCUCUGUCUUUUUUCUCUCUCUCUGUCUUUUUCGGUCUCUCUCUGUCUUUUUUGGUCUCUCUCUGUCUUUUUUUUUCUCUCUCUGUCUUUUUUUUCGGUCUCUCUCUGUCUUUUCGGUCUCUCUCUGUCUUUUCGGUCUCUCUCUGUCUUUUUCUCUCUCUCUGUCUUUUUUUUCGGUCUCUCUCUGUCUUUUCGGUCUCUCUCUGUCUUUUAGUCUCUCUCUGUCUUUUUUCGGUCUCUCUCUGUCUUUUUUUUCGGUCUCUCUCUGUCUUUUUUGGUCUCUCUCUGUCUUUUUCUCUCUCUGUCUUUUUUCUCUCUCUCUCUUUUUUUUUCUGUCUCUGUCUGUCUCUCUUUUCGGUCUCUGUCUCUCUGUCUCUCUUUUUGGUCUCUGUCUCUGUCUCUCUUUUCGGUCUCUGUCUCGCUCUGUCGGUCUCUGUCUCGCUUUUUCGGUCUCUGUCUCGCUUUUUCGGUCUCUGUCUCGCUCUGUCUCUCUUUUUCGGUCUCUGUCUCGCUCUGUCUCUCUUUUUCGGUCUCUGUCUCUCUCUGUCUCUCUUUUUCGGUCUCUGUCUCUCUGUCGCUCUGUCUCUCUGUCGCUCUCUGUCUCUCUGUCGCUCUCUCGCUCUUUUUCUCUCUCUCUGUGUGUCUCUCUCUCUCUCUCUGUGUGUCUCUCUCUCUCUCUCUGUGUGUCUCUCUCUCUCUCUCUGUGUCUCUCUCUCUCUCUCUGUGUCUCUCUCUCUCUGUGUGUGUCUCUCUCUCUCUCUGUGUGUGUCUCUCUCUCUCUCUCUGUGUGUGUCUCUCUCUCUCUCUCUGUGUCUCUCUCUCUCUCUCUGUGUCUCUCUCUCUCUCUCUCUGUGUCUCUCUCUCUCUCUCUGUGUCUCUCUCUCUCUCUCUCUCUCUCUCUCAGACAUAAACAGGCUUAUGUGGGCAAAAGAUAUUCGGAUUAUUGUGCUGCGACCUCUGAUUGUGAUCCUCUGCCGGGCGGUAUUUUUUGCCGGAGGAUUUCACUGGAUAUCUGUCAAAGGAACGAGGGCUCGUACUGAGGAGGCUCCAAUCAUAGCCCUGGCCCCACAUUCUUCAUACUUCGAUGCCUUGCCUGUAGUAUAUCUAGACUUAACAACGGUAGUAGCAAAAUCAGAAGCGGAAUUGGUGCCCUUUUUUGGAAAGCUGAUCCAAUUUACACAGCCAGUGUUUGUGUCACGAGAAGAUCCCAACUCCAGAAUUAACACAAUAAAAGAAAUUAAAAAACGAGCCCACUCUAAGGGCGCCUGGCCCCAAGUUGUUAUUUUCCCUGAAGGAACUUGCACCAACCGGUCAUGUUUGAUAGGUUUUAAACCAGCUUCCUCUACUCUCUCUCUCUCUCUCUCUCUCUCUCUCUGUCACUUUCAGCUACCUCUUCUCUCUCUCUGUCACUUUCAGCUACCUCUUCUCUCUCUCUCUGUCUGUCUGAUCUCUUCUCUCUCUCUCUCUCUCUUACUUUCAGAACCUUUUCUCUCUCUCUCUCUGUCACUUUCAAAUUUCCUCUUCUCUCUCUCUCUCUCUCUCUGUCACUUUCAGCUACCUCUUCUCUCUCUCUCUCUCUCUGUCAAUUUCAAAGUCUCUUUUCUUUUCUCUCUCUCUCUCUGUCUCUUUCAGCUUCCUCUUCUCUCUCUCUCUCUCUCUCUUUUCACUUCCUCUUCUCUCUCUCUCUCUCUCUCUUUACGUCUUCUCUCUCUCUCUCUCCCUCUCUCUCUCUCUCUCUCUCUCUUCCUCUUCUCUCUCUCUCUCUCUCUCUCUCGCUUCUCUCUCUCUCUCUCUCUCUUCCUCUUCUCUCUCUCUCUCUCCCUUCUCUCUCUCUCUCUCUCUCUCUUCUUCUUCUCUCUCUCUCUCUCAACUUCCUCUCUCUCUCUCUCUCUCAAAUUCCUCUUCUCUCUCUCUCUCUCUCUCUCUUUUUUUCCUCUUCUCUCUCUCUCUCUCAUGCUUCCUCUUCUCUCUCUCUCUCUCUCUUCCUUCUUCUCUCUCUCUCUCUCUCUCUCUUUCUCUCUUCCUUCUCUUUCUCUCUCUCUCUCUCUCUCUCUCUUCCUCUUCUCUCUCUCUCUCUCUCCUUCCUCUCUCUCUCUCUCUCAGCUUCCUCUUCUCUCUCUCUCAAUCUUCCUCUUCUCUCUCUCUCUCAAUUCCUCUUCUCUCUCUCUCUCUCUCUUCCUCUUCUCUCUCUCUCUCUUCUCUUCUCUCUUCUCUCUCUCUCUCUCAGCUUCCUCUUCUCUCUCUUCUCUCUUCUCUCUCUCUCUCUCUCUCUCUCUCUCUCUCUUUCUCAGCUUCUCUUCUCUCUCUCUCUCUUUCCUCUCUCUCUCUCUCUCUCUCUCUCUCUUCAAAUGGAAUCUUCUCUCUCUCUCUCUCAAAUUCCUCUUCUCUCUCUCUCUCUCUAGCAAGUUCUCUCUCUCUCUCAGAACCCUCUCUCUCUCUCUCUCUCAGAAGUCCUCCUCUCGUCUCUCUCUCUCUCUCUCUCUCUCAGCUUCCUCUUCUCUCUCUCUCUCUCAGCUUCCUCUUCUCUCUCUCUCUCUCAGCUUCCUCUUCUCUCUCUCUCUCUCAGCUUCCUCUUCUCUCUCUCUCUCUCUCCUCUUCUCUCUCUCUCUCUCUCUCUUCCUCUUCUUCUCUCUCUCUCAACUUCCUUUCUCUCUCUCUCUCAGCUUCCUCUUCUUUUCUCUCUCUCUCUUUUCCUCUUCUCUCUCUCUCUCCUCUUCUCUCUCUCAUUUUCUUCCCUUCUCUCUCUCUCUCUCAGCUUCCUCUCUCUCUCUCUCUCUCUUCUCUCUCUCUUUCCUCUUCUCUCUCUCUCUUUCAGCUUCCCUCUUCUCUCUCUCACUUUCAGUCUUCCUCUUCUCUCUCUCUCUCUUUCAGCUUCCUCUUCUCUCUCUCUCUCAGCUUCCUCUUCUCUCUCUCUCUUUCAGCUUCCUCUUCUCUCUCUCUCACUUUCAGCUUCCUCUUCUCUCUCUCACUUUCAGCUUCCUCUUCUCUCUCUCUCACUUUCAGCUUCCUCUUCUCUCUCUCUCACUUUCAGCUUCCUCUUCUCUCUCUCACUUUCAGCUUCCUCUUCUCUCUCUCUCUUUCAGCUUCCUCUUCUCUCUCUCUCCCUUUCACUUCCAGCUUCUCUCUCUUCUCUCUCUUCUCUCUUCUCACUUUCAGCUUCCUCUUCUCUCUCUCUUUCUUUCCUUCCUCUUCUCUCUCUCUCACUUUCAGCUUCCUCUUCUCUCUCUCACUUUCAGCUUCUUCUCUCUCUCUCUCUCUAACCUCUUCUUUCUUCUUCCUCUUCUCUCUCUCUCCCUUUCAGCUUCCUCUUCUCUCUCUCUCACUUUCAGCUUCCUUCUUCUCUCUCUCUCUCACUUUCAGCUUCCCUCUUCUCUCUCUCUCUUUUCAGCUUCCUCUUCUCUCUCUCUCCCUUUCAGCUUCCUCUUCUCUCUCUCUCUCCUUUCAGCUUCCUCUUCUCUCUCUCUCUCUCUCUCACUUUCAGCUUCCUCUUCUCUCUCUCACUUUCUUCUUCCUCUUCUCUCUCUCUCUUUUCAGCUUCCUCUCUCUCUCUAUUCUUCCCCCGCUAUAUAUAUAUAUAUAUAUAUAUAUAAUCUUUCCAUUGACAAAUUUUUUUCUUUUUUUUUUUUCUCUCUCAGCUUUGAUGCCAUGAAAGACUUAUUAGAAAAGUAUCUCAUUGUCCCUCAUCUUUUUUCUCUCUCUCUUCUCCCUCAGCCAAGUGACAGACAUCCAUUUCUUUCUUGUUUUUCCUUUUUUCUGUUUCCCCCCCUUUUCUGUUCCCCCCUUUCCCCCUUUUCUUUUCCCCCCCCUUUUCUUUUCCCCCUUUUCCCCCCUUUUUUCUUCCCCCCUUUUCUUCCCCCCUUUUCUCCCCCCCCCUUUUUUUGCUGUUUUUCCCCGUUUUUCUUUCCCCCCCAUUUUUGUUUUUCCCCAUUUUUUUUUCUGUUUUUCUCCCCAUUUUUCUGUUUCCCCCUUGUUUUUUUUUUCCUUGUUUUUUUCCCUUUUUUCCUUUUUUUUUUUUUUUUCUUUUUCCUUUUUUCUUGUUUUCCCCCCCCUUUUCUUGUUUUUUUCCCCUUUUUCUUGUUUUUUCCCCCUUUUUCUUUUUGUUUUUUUCCCCCUUUUCCUUUUUUUUUUUUCCCCUUUUUCUUUUUUUUCCCUUUUCCCCCCUUUUUUUCUUUUUUCUUUUUUUUUUUCCUUUUUUUUUUUUUUCCCCCUUUUUGUUUUUUUCCCCCUUUUUUUUUUUUUUUUCCCCCCUUUUCUUUUUUGUUUUUUUUCCCCUUUUUCUUUUGUUUUUUUCCCCUUUUUGUUUUUUUCCCCUUUUUUUUUUUUUUUUUCCCUUUUCUUUUGUUUUUUUCCCCUUUUUUUUUGUUUUUUUUCCCUUUUCUUUUGUUUUUUUUUUUUUUUUUUUGUUUUUUUCCCCUUUUUCUUUUUUUUUUUCCUUUCUUUUGUUUUUUUCCCCUUUUUGUUUUUUCCCUUUUUUUUUUUUUUUUUCCCUUUUUCUUUUGUUUUUUUCCCUUUUUUUUUUUUUUUUUCCUUUUUUUUUUUUUUUUUCCUUUUUCUUUUGUUUUUUUUCCCUUUUUCUUUUGUUUUUUUUUUUCUUUUUUUUUUUUUUUUUUUUCCUUUUUCUUUUGUUUUUUUUUCCCCUUUUUCUUUUUUUUUUUUCCCUUUUUCUUUUGUUUUUUUUUCCCCUUUUUCUUUUUUUUUUUUUCCCCUUUUCUUUUGUUUUUUUUUUCCCCUUUUUCUUUUGUUUUUUUCCCCCUUUUCUUUUUGUUUUUUUCCCCUUUUCUUUUUUUUUUUUUCCUUUUUCUUUUGUUUUUUUUCCCUUUUUUUUUGUUUUUUUUUCCCUUUUUCUUUUGUUUUUUUUUUUCCUUUUUUUUUUUUUUUUCCCUUUUUUUUUUUUUUUUCCCCUUUUUCUUUUGUUUUUUUUUUCCCCUUUUUCUUUUGUUUUUUUUUUCCCUUUUUCUUUUGUUUUUUUUUUUCCCUUUUUUUUUUUUUUCCCUUUUUCUUUUGUUUUUUUUUUUUCCCCUUCUUUUCUGUUUUUUCCUGUUUUUCCCUCUCUUUCUUUGUUUUUUCCUGUUCUGUUUUUUGUCUUUAUUUCUGCUUUUUAGGGGGGUUUCUGUUUUUUCCGUUGUUUUUUUUUUUUGCUUUUUUCUUCUUUCUUGA